Molecule: messenger RNA, 651 nt
Organism: Alternaria arbusti
Lineage: Eukaryota; Fungi; Ascomycota; Dothideomycetes; Pleosporales; Pleosporaceae
Gene: RHB1
Product: GTP-binding protein
Exons: 5
Coding region: 1-651 (216 amino acids)
Biological process (GO): small GTPase-mediated signal transduction
Cellular component (GO): plasma membrane
Molecular function (GO): GDP binding; GTP binding; GTPase activity
Source: RefSeq, a predicted model, not a curated record
AUGGCGCCCCCUCCCAAGCAGAGAAAGGUGGCCAUUGUCGGCAGCAGAGCCGUCGGCAAGUCGAGUCUGACGGUGCAAUUCGUCGACGGGCACUUUGUCGACAGCUACUACCCGACCAUCGAGAAUACUUUCAGCAAGAUGAUCAAGUACAAGAACCAGGACUAUGCGACUGAGAUCAUCGAUACGGCUGGCCAGGAUGAAUACAGCAUUCUCAACUCCAAGCACUUUAUCGGCAUUCAUGGCUACAUGAUUGUCUACUCGGUUGCCAACAAGCAGAGCUUCGAGAUGGCGCGCAUCAUUCGCGAUAAGAUCCUGAACCACCUUGCCGUCGAAUGGGUUCCCCUCGUCAUCGUGGGCAAUAAGUCUGACCUGCGUCCCGAACAACGCCAAGUCACGCCUGAAGACGGCAAAGCCCUCGCCGCCGAGUUCAAAUGUGCCCACACCGAAGCCAGCGCGCGCUACAACGAGAACGUACAAAAGGCCUUUGAGCUUAUGAUUGCGGAGGUGGAGCGGUCCCAGAACCCUGUCGGCGUGGACAAAUACCCGGCUCUCCAGAAGGAGCGCGAGGACAAGGAGAAGAAGCGGCGGAACAGUGCGCACAUGCUCAAGCACCCGUUCGACCAUCUCACGAACGCGCUCAAGAAGAAGUAA